This is a messenger RNA of Centruroides sculpturatus (bark scorpion), 1792 nucleotides long. Its product is annotated as Meckel syndrome type 1 protein-like. NCBI's taxonomy places the organism in Eukaryota, Metazoa, Arthropoda, Arachnida, Scorpiones, Buthidae. Bases 25 to 1590 code for a protein of 521 amino acids. Gene Ontology annotation, biological process: cilium assembly. The record is from RefSeq and is a predicted model, not a curated record. Gene Ontology annotation, cellular component: MKS complex. The transcript has a single exon.
UUCGUGAUCAGAUUGCCGACGAAUAUGAUAAAAAUAAUCGAUCGUUCCGUCGGGAUUUAUAGAUCUCGCGAUCCAAUUAAGAAUUUUAAGAUUAAAAUUCAUUUAAAAAAGGUCGUGCCCUUAACAAUUUUAGCGGAAGAGACGAGAGAAGACGAUCGAGGAGUCGAGUUAUCACACUUGGAUAGGAAUAAUCAGUACGAAGAACAAUACACGUUUGAAUGGCAGGAAAAAGUGUUCAGCCGUCAAGAAAUCGAAUGGUAUAGCAAUAUAGAAAACUGUGUGAAUUUUGUAGAAAAGAAGUACCACGAAGAUGUACUUCGCCUUAAGGAGGAGACGGUGCCGAAAAGACGCCUCUACACUUAUGUCAAUGCCGAUGUGGUGUCGGGGAAGUUCGAUACGGAAGAUGCGGCCGACGGCGACGAUGCUCUCUCUCCUCUUCUGGAAAGAUCCUUUGCGGAUUUAAAACUGGGCCGCGGCGACGGGUUCGGAUCCAAUUCGGAUGCCGCCGGAAGGCCCCCGAACGGGACGACGAUUAGGCGGAGACAGAGAAUGUACUUAAUGGCCGAUCUUAAUCCUUUGGACGAAGAAGACUUAAGAAAAGAAAAUGAAGUUUUGUUGUGUGCCAUUAAUAUAGAUUCGAAUAAUGUUAUUACCGUUUCUCCGGAUUUCUGUAAACGUGGAGAAUUUUACGAAACUCAUAACGAUAAGCGAGAGGUCUUUCGUUAUUCCGUGGAACACGCUUCGCCGUUAAUUUCGGCGGAAGAGCGUCAGAGAGAAAAGGAUCUAAUGGCGAAGGUUUACGACAGACACACGGAGUUGGUUUCCGCCUGUCUGGACGGGGAUUUCAAAUUACCUCCACCGCAGACGUUCGGAGUGUUUUUGUUCGGCGAAAUCGUGUCGGCCAGAGACUUCGAAUUGGAUAACCUUUACGUUCAUUACUUUUUUGAACUUCCGGAAAAUUGGCAGAUGAGGGACGAAAGACAGAUAGCCGGCGUCACUCACACUUGCGCUACCACCACCGAAAGGAGAGAUGACGUGGCGUACUUUUCUUUUCCGUUUGAAGCAGAGUUUAUUUAUAAAGUAACAAAUGUUACGGGAAGAGAAAUGAUGCCAAAAUGGCCCCAGCUGUUUUUAGAGGUCGUGAGCUUCGACAGGUGGAAACGUUAUUGCGUCGAAGGUUACACGCACAUGGUUUUACCUUCGGAGCCGGGAUCGUACUCGAUGAACCUGGCGACGUGGAGGCCGAUCACUCAUGACAAUAUCGGUAAUUUAAGAAGGUUUUUUAUAGGAGGAAGCACCGAACUAGAAGAUAUAACGUACACGGGUGUUUUGACAAAAUCUGAAGAAAACCAAAUGAGCCAUCUUGGCUUCGAAACACAGUCUUCUGGGAGUGUUAACAUUAGGUUGAAUAUUGUACAUCAGUCGGAAAUAUUUGCAAUGGAACAUAGAGAAUUAAGAAAGAAAGGCGGUCUUUUAAACCACUUAGAUGCAACAUCUAUUAAAAGUAGCAUUUCUGUCGUUCUUUCGGCAUUUCAGAGAGCAAGAUCGAGAAUGUUGGCUGCCAGGUCCGGAUUAGAGAAGUUUAAUUGAUUUUUAUACAAAUUUUAGAUAUCCUGAUUAUUUAGAUCUCAAUUUCAUAGAAAAUAUUAAUAUUUUUAUGAAAGUUUACAUAAUUUCAAAUUUAAGCAAAUUAUUUUGAAAUUCUGUUACAAUAUAUACUGUAUAUUAUUUAUAAAUUAUACAAAUAAUUAAUUUUUGAAAGAAACAUUGUAGUCACUUGAACUUCAAUAAA